UGGUAACGGCAGUGAGUGGAGCAGCGGGAGGAGACGCGCGCCGCCGCCGGUUGUCUCGUUAAACCUCAGAACUCACGUAAUAACCACCGUUAAAAAGCGGCACGUUAACCGAGUGUAUGAUGUCACGUGGUCGUUACGUCGAGUUCGUGUGAUGAUGACUCAGCAGAGACGGCGCCAUGACAGUCCGCUUCAAGGGUCGGAGUGAAUACCAGAGGAGCUUCGGCGUCUCCCGCUCCAGGAGCGCGUCUCCUCAUCGCUGCCACCCAGUGGCCGGCCUACGCUCCGACCAGAACUGCAUCAGCAGAGAACCGGGUCUGCAGCGCCGCAGGAAGCUCAACCUUCACGGCCUCACUCGCUCCUGCUCGUCUCUGCUCGGUCCGUCACAGCUACAGCGCCCCCUACUUGAGCCGACCGACGCUGCUCACAGAAAUGGGCCCUCGGCGCCGCGUGACGACGACAAGCCCUCGAACAGACACUCCACUUCCCUCCAAACUGCUCCUCCUGCUCCUCCUGCACCUCCUGCUGAACCCGAGGCUCCCGUACAGCUGGAGACUCCCGCGGGACCGAGACCCACUAUGGAAGCAGAACCAGGAUCAGCUGGAAAAUCAGCUAAGCCCCGCCCCACUCAGCCUGACCGCCAAUCACAGCCCGGCCGCCCUCUGACAUCAGCAGCACCUGACGAACAGCGGCCGUCGGCCAGUCAGGAGGAGCGUGCUCUGCGGUGGAGGGCGGGGCUUAGGUCUGCAGGUCAGAGGUCAGAGUACCACAGGCAGUACAGCUCAAAGAAACCUGUGACCUCAGCUUCACCUUUACUGAGUGCAGAGAAGGUGAUGUACUCCAGCAGCAGGGCUGUCCCGCCCUUUAAGAAAAGCACAGUUCCCAUGGAGACCGAGUAUCGGCGCAGCUUCCAGGGCGUGGCCCCUCCCACUGGGCCCCGCCUCCGGAAACAUCUGGAAUAUCAGCGAAUCCCAUUGUUUCACACGUACAUGAUCAAUAAAAAGAGGAGGGAGGAGUCUCAUAAGAAGCACCGCCCUGCAGAUGAUGUCACGUCCCCUCCUCUUCAGGUGCAGAGACGACGCAGGAAGUUGACAGAGUAUCAGUCCAGCUUUCACUCUCCUCCAGACAGAACACCAGAGAAAGGCGGAGCCACGGACGGCCACACCCCUCAGGUGACGGCGCUGCGUCGGCAGGCCUCGUCGUAUCGCUGCCGCGCCUGGGGCGCCAACUUCUCCAGAGGUCACCUGGGUCAACUGAGGUCGCAGCAAAAUGCUCUGUGGGAGCCGGAGGACGCCACCGACUCUGACCCGACCUCUCCUCGUCUGACCUUUGACCUCUCCCAGGAACCAGACAGCCACAGUUUGCCCUGUGUGGAGGCACUGGACCUGCACAGUGGCUCCAGUAAGAGGUCGUCUGUCGCAGGCUCAGGAGAAAUAAACAACAACACAAACAAAAACAUGCAAACAAAAGCACAAACACCUGUGAGUCCUCCAGCAGAACGACACACGGCGUGGGAGGAAGAAGAAGAAGAAGAAGAAGAAGAUACAGACGAGGAGGAGGGAAGAUUACCAACACCCGCGCUGAAGAUGAGACCAGUUCAGAGAACUCACCAUGACCUCACCACACCAACCACAGCAGGAGGCGCCAUACUCGUGGGAAAACAGAGGUGUGGAUCAGCCGUUUCCAUGGCAACAUGGCCGGACCCCGCAGUCAGGAAGAUAGAGGCGUGGCCUGAGAAUGACCACUCCCUCUGUCCAUCACCCGGCCCCUCCCCUGACCACAAACUAGCCUUGAAACCAGUCAGGGUGAAGCAAACUCCUCCUCCCCCCGUGGCUCCACCCCCUCUGGUCACUCCCGCACUGCAUGGCAUCCAAGGUAAACUGAGGAGCGCCGACUUCCAACACAACGGUGAUCUGGGUCUCAGGUUCAGGGAGCGUCCGUGUUCAGGUGGAGCUUUUGUCUCUGAUGAAGACGACCGUCUCUCUGUGAUGUCAUGGCGUUCCGCAGCCUCGUUCUCCGCGGCGUCCGGCGUCCUGGAGCGCGCUCUGAAGAGACGGGAGAACUUCUGGGGGAAGAGAUGACCCACCCCCUUGUCGCCAUGGAAACAGUGUGUUUUUUGUAGAGAGUUUGAAUAAAUUAGUUUAAUUAUUUUAAA
Solea senegalensis (Senegalese sole) is the source of this 2152-nucleotide messenger RNA. RefSeq names its product Mdm1 nuclear protein (gene saxo6). Gene Ontology annotation, biological process: negative regulation of centriole replication. The record is from RefSeq and is a predicted model, not a curated record. The coding region runs from base 177 to 2078 and encodes 633 amino acids. Gene Ontology annotation, molecular function: microtubule binding. NCBI's taxonomy places the organism in Eukaryota, Metazoa, Chordata, Actinopteri, Pleuronectiformes, Soleidae. The transcript is spliced from 16 exons.